UUGUGUAAUUAUAACACAUUUAAAAUGUUUUUUAACGAUAACAUAUUAGAGCGCCCACUAAGUACAGCUGAAAAGAUGUUUAAAAGCGGUUUGUAUUCAGAGCUGAGAGGAAAGUGUGAACUGAGCAUGUCCACACAGGAGGAGCUGCAGCGGGUUGAUGGACGUGAGCCAGUAAAUACGCUAAAGCUAACAGCUCGGGAGAUUGUGUAGAGUAGAAACAUACAUCAUGUCGCUUACCUGCAUUGUUUAUUAAACUCUUCAGUGACACUGAUGUUCGGGGAAACGGGAAAAUGUGUGUGUGAGAAACGCUUACUAUGGAUUAUGAAAUGGUGGUGAAUAUUUUCUCAGGAAACAGGAUUCUCUGGACUUUUCUCCCCCUACUGUGCUGUUUACUGUGUGCAGCUGGAGACGAGACGGUCACACUGCAGGAAGUGGAAGGAACCACUAUAACUCUCCAUACUGGGAUAACUGGAAUUCAGAGUGAUGCUCAGAUUCAGUGGUUUUAUGGACCUGAGAAAGCAGAGGAAAUUAUAUUGAUUAGGCAGGUGUUUAAAGGAGAAACUGUUACAGAAAUCAGUGAGAGAUUUAAAGAGCGACUGCAGCUGGACAGAAUCAGUGGAGCUUUAACCAUCAGGAACAUCAGCAGAAACCAUUCUGGAGUUUAUUUAUUACAAGUUCUCACUGGACGCAUCUCAUCUAGGACUUUCAGUGUCAGAGUUUAUGCUCCAGUAUCGACUCCAGUAAUAAUAAAAAGAGAAAGUCAAAGUGUGGUUUCCACAGAGCCGUGUUCCCCCCUGUGCACUGUGGAGAAUGGAGAAGAUGUGACGUUAUCCUGGUACAGAGAGAACGAGAGAAUCUCCAUCACCAAUAACACAGAUUUCAGUGUUCCCCUCAAUCUCCCACUUCAAAUACAACACCAUGAUAAUAACACCAACACUUAUAUCUGUGUGUCUGCAAACCCUGUCAGUAAUAAAUCAUCUUCUCUCAACAUCACACAGCUCUGUGAUCAUCACUCAGGACAAACUGAUCGUUCCCGUUCACUGCUUCCUGUCCUGAUAUCUGCUGGAGGUUUUGUGUUAUUAAUAAUAUGUGUAACGUUGUGGAUUUGGCUGAAAAAGAAAAAGCAGCAAGUUUCUGAGAAACCUGAAGUGACUUACGCUGAUGUGAAUGUUACAGCUCACAGUGCAGAGAGAGUUAAAGAGGAAGAAAAACCCGGAAUAACGCAGGUUGAAGCGGAGACUGAUCCAGUGGUGUAUGCAGAUGUGAGGAGAUAAGUCAACAUCUGUAUAUCCUUUUUAUUAUUUUAAUGAGUUUUAUUUUUGAAUUGAACAUACUUCUGUUCACAAUUGGUCAUAAAUGUUCAGUGUUUGUGUCACAUAAACCAUUUACACAUUUACAGUGUGUACAUCCUGUACAGUAAACGUUAAAGUGUGAACUUGGUAAUGUUUGAUAUUAUUUAGAGAUCAUUUCAGCCUAGAGUUUGAUGGGAUUAUAGGAAGUAGAUUUCAGAGUCUAUUAACUGAGUUCUGUCUGAAUUAGUAUUCCUGCUUGUGUUUGUCUCGUCAUAAACAUAUUUAUAAACUGAUUAAUCCCUGAGAAAUCCUGCAGGGGUUAGGGCGUGGCUUCAGGCAUCAGGGUCUAAUAUUUGAAUAUUUGCAUGCUCUGACUAGCAACAUUAAAGUUAGCAAAGACCCAAGUGUCAGAAAGUUAAAGUAAAAAACGAGCUUCAGCGAAUCAGCAGCUUUCAGUGUUUACGCUUCUCACAUUACAGCCGUAUUGUUCAGAUCAGAUAUCAGACAUCAGAUCAGAUACAGGAUACACAGCUCUGUGUUAGACGUGUGUGGGACUAGUUUCUCAACCCAACCCCCACCAGCUCCUGAAGGAAUUCUAACUAAACCCCACCCAUAACACCAGACUGUUAAAGCUCCAGACUGAGAGAGAGACAGAUCUAGAAGACGGUGUUAAAGGUGUUAGUCCGUGUUGUUUAUUUGCUCAUCAAAUUAACUCGUUCCUGAAAAACCUGAUAAUCUGGUCUUCUUCCUGGAACAUGGCUCGUUCUGGCUUAGUGUCGCUCUAACAAACACAACGUCAUAGCAGUCAGGACAGAAAAUAUAAGAUGUAGGAGAGACGUUUGCCGAGUUUAUUUUUUAUUAUUUUUUUUAUUAAAAUAAAACUGUAAAUAUGUAAAUUCCCCUUUUUUAUUUUGGCUUUAUGGCUAUUAAAACACUGAGCUUCUGCACAGUUUGGGGAUUUUUAAUUACAUUACAUUUUUAAUUAAAAACAAAUUAAUGCUAAACUUGUAAAGUUUAAAGGCUGUAAGGUUUCUCUCAUUAAAUGACUAAGUCCAUUAUUGUUUAUUUCAGUGAUCACACACACACACACACACACACACACACACACACACACACACACAGUUUAGCCCACAGAGAUCCGUCCUUCCCUGUUUUUAAUGGGCGUUGUCCUUGAAUUAAAUAAUAAAUGUCUAUUACACACAACACUGCCCCCUGCUGUUCAUAAACAGUACUGUGCAAAAGUCUACACACCCUUAUUAUUAUUAUUUUAAUAAAUGAAGAGAUGUUUAUUUGAUUUUUUUGUCAUUAAUGUGUGAGUAGAAAAUUAACACAACUAGGUUUUAUUACUUAUACAAGUAGUUACAUUUUAUAUGAAAAGUUACAGAGACGAAUGUUCUAGAAGUGCUCAGUAAUAGAGGACAUUUCAGAUAAACCCAUAAUGAGUCUGUUCUGGUUUUACUGCAGAACCAAAGUGAGAACCAAAUAUUCAAUAGAACUGUGUGAGGUUCUCCAAGAUGCAGAAAACCUGAACCUGAGAGAACGGAUACAGGUUUAAAGGCUUCAUAACAAAUACUGAUUUACUUUAUUAAUGUUUACUGCUAUUUAUAGUUUAUUUAUUUUAUAUAUAGAAACAUUUAUUAUAUUUGAGGGCUUUUACACAGUACUGUACAAUCUAUUCUGUUACAGUGAUAAAAGAUAAAUAAGAAAUAUCAAUUCUGAUCCUUUAAAACAAUCAGACAACAACAUCCAUGUUCCUCUGUCACCUGUAUAAGUAUUUCUUUAUAUAAAUUAUUUUUACCAAACCAAAAGCCAGGAACUAAUCUCCCAGAGCUUUUAAUAGGAUCUACAGCUGAUAUUUCCUACAACAGUUUCCCAUCACUUACACUUUAACUUUUCCUUUCUUCAUAUCAGUUAAAUCAGAAAAACUAAAUCAUUUCUCAUGUCAUUUAUAAAAGAUAUUAAUAUUUACUAGUUUUGUGCUUUGAUCAUAGAAUCAUAAAGGGAUGUGAUGAAGUCUCAUGAGUUUUUUCCAGUAUAUAAUUAUCUCUAAAGUCACACUGUAUCUAUCAACUGUGUGAUUAUAAAUCAAUUUUACACCAACACACUUAUUUAUUUUAUUAUUUAUGCCCAAAUCAUUCUCAGUUGUUAGCUAGAGAAAGAGAGAAGGAGAGAAAGUUGAUGAAAACAGUUUCUCCUACCGUAAAGAGCUCAGUAAAGCCUCCAGGUCAGAGGACGACGAUGUCCUUUUGAAUCACAUCCAUGUGAGGACACUGCUGUGUAAAUGGUCAACAAUUAGCAUUGUUCAGUAGCAGAAAAUCAGGUUUCAGGAAUGUUUUAAGUGGUUUAUCAACAUUACUUUCAUUCUUUUGCUGUACUGAGACAAUGCUCUGACCUUCACGAGCCGCACGCCUGCGCUUUCAAAA
Messenger RNA from Ictalurus punctatus (channel catfish), 3715 nucleotides. RefSeq names its product natural killer cell receptor 2B4. The transcript is spliced from 6 exons. NCBI's taxonomy places the organism in Eukaryota, Metazoa, Chordata, Actinopteri, Siluriformes, Ictaluridae. Bases 315 to 1274 code for a protein of 319 amino acids. The record is from RefSeq and is a predicted model, not a curated record.